Messenger RNA from Didymodactylos carnosus, 1191 nucleotides. NCBI's taxonomy places the organism in Eukaryota, Metazoa, Rotifera, Eurotatoria, Philodinida, Philodinidae. The record is from the annotation of a GenBank genome assembly.
AUGAGUCAUGAACAACGUAGACUUGAUACAUACGAAGAAUAUGCAAAACAGUUGUUUAUCGAGAAACUUCUGCCGUUGUUAAAUAGUUAUAAUCGUGUGGAUGUUGUAUUUUCAUCAGAGAACGAUUUCUCAUUGCAUGAGAUAGUACAUUUGGCUGGUGGAUCCACGACUGGACUCUACGAACGUCGUUAUCUUGUUGGUAUUGUAGCCCAUCAUCCUACCUUUGAAAAAUAUAGCUACUACGGAGAAGUAUAUCGAGGUAUGAAAGUUACCGAUGAAGAUCUGGCUGAGUAUGAGGUUGGAUCUCGUAUUAUGACAAAGUCGUUCCUGUCUGCAACGAAAGAUUACGAAAUUGCGAAAAAAUUUGCUUCUGGGGGUGAAAUGCGUGCAAAUCAGCUUGGCAUACUUGUUAAAUUUCCAGCUAUGUGUGCGUACAUAAUCAAAAACAAACGAACAGGACUUGCAGUCGAAGACCUAUCAGAAUAUAAACAAGAGCAGGAAGUAAUGAUAAUUCCUUUUUCCGUCUUUCGUGUUAAAAGUGUCGAUAAACGAGAGGACUGGCUAACGACGGAAUCUGGUUUACAGCUUGGUAUGAUGAAGUUGUACGACGAUGAUACUGAAUUAAGAGAAUUAUUAAGUGGUUUUAUGGGUUUAGCUUUACUACCCAUUGAUCGUGUUCAUGAAGGAUAUGAAAUUCUGAAACAAAGAGUAACAACUUCGUCUCACACAAAACAGUUAGACACAUUUGUUUCUUACUUUGAAAAUGAAUGGUUGAAUGUUUUUAAACCUUCAACAUGGUCUGUUAAUAAAAGUACAUGGAGAACAAACAAUCACGCUGAAGCACAAAAUAGACGUUUUUUUACACGUGUUAUUCAGCCACAUCCAAACAUGUGGAGAUUCAUUCAAUGCGUAAAGCAAGAAGAAAGUGUCGUAUCUCAUAGAAUGGUUCAGACUGGAUUAGGUUUCUCGUCUGUUCAACCAAAAAAGUCGACGCGCAAAGCAGCUCGUAAAACUAAACAAAUUGAAAACCUGUUGCAUUCGUUAACGUCAAAAACAAGAUCAUUAGCUGAUACAAUCAAGUCUCUUGCUCAUCUUGUUGGCGAACCUGUUUGUCGUGGAAGGAAAGGAAAGAAAAACAAGAAUAAUGUUUCAAAAUCAGAUUCAUCAGGUGCAUCGUCAGAUGAACAUUAG